Molecule: messenger RNA, 354 nt
Organism: Ustilaginoidea virens
Lineage: Eukaryota; Fungi; Ascomycota; Sordariomycetes; Hypocreales; Clavicipitaceae
Exons: 3
Coding region: 1-354 (117 amino acids)
Source: RefSeq, a predicted model, not a curated record
AUGAGCUCAACCCCCAUGGAGGAUGCCAUCCGUGCAAAGGUGACUGCGGCGUUCAAUCCUCAGACUCUUGAAAUCUACAACGACUCCCAUCUCCAUUCUCACCACAAGGCCAUGCAGGGCAGUACUUCCAAGGAGACUCACUUUAGGCUGGUCAUCACAUCCGAUGCCUUCAAGUCCAAGAUGCAGCCAGCCCGUCACAGAAUGGUCUAUGCUCUUCUCCAGGACGAAAUGGCCCAGGAAGGUGGAAUACAUGCUCUUCAGCUCAGAACACUAACCCCCGAGGAAGAAGAGCGCCAAAACAAGAAGAAAGCAACAGCAACUCAAGCCAAGGCUGAUGCUGCAGAAACGACGUAA